Suricata suricatta (meerkat) is the source of this 2493-nucleotide messenger RNA. It is a transcript of the gene ATRIP, whose product is annotated as ATR interacting protein. The transcript is spliced from 10 exons. The coding region runs from base 406 to 2394 and encodes 662 amino acids. NCBI's taxonomy places the organism in Eukaryota, Metazoa, Chordata, Mammalia, Carnivora, Herpestidae. The record is from RefSeq and is a predicted model, not a curated record. Gene Ontology annotation, biological process: DNA damage checkpoint signaling; DNA repair.
AAUGUCACGGCGAACUCCCGCACGGCUGUAUACGGGAUGCCAGAGAGGCGGCGCAGAGGCACUCGCGCUGUGAGGUUGGUGAGCCUCGGCCCCGCUCCUUAGUAACGCGGGUAGCGGUGCACAGAGCCCACGACGGACAUCUGGCCGCGGGUAUUUGAGCGCGGGGCAGAACCCGGCAGGGAGGGCGGGGACACAGAGAAAGGCCGGCACUCAGCAGAGCACUGAGACGCGUUCGGCUUAGGUCAUUCUUCCGCGCCGGCCAGCUGGCAGCCGAUUGGCCCGUGGGCUCGGGGGCGUGGCCCUAGCGGCUGAGGUGUGCGAGGGCGCGCGGGCCGUUGGUCCAGCCCUCCCGCCUCGCGGCGACCAGGUCUUCCUCCGUGCCCUGGGACACUGACCCCCGGAGGCAUGGCUGGAGUCCCCGCGCCGGGCAGCAGGAGGCGGAGCGGGUUCCCGGCGCCUAGCUCUGGCCCGCCGCCCAGCAUCGGGCACCCUCCGAGCAAGCGAGCCCGGGGCUUCCCUGCGGCCGUCGCACCGGACCCCGAAGACCCGUUCAGCGCGCACGGAGAUUUCACCGCCGACGACCUGGAGGAACUCGACACUCUCGCGUCGCAGGCCCUGAGCCAGUGCCCGGCCGCUCCUCGGGACGUGUCCAAUAUUCAUAAGGUCCCCAGAUUAGAUGGGAUGUCAAAGACUCCUGCAGGAAAAAACAGAGAAUAUGUUCCAGUUAAAGAUAAUUUUGAAUUAGAGGUACUUCAGGCACAAUACAAAGAACUUAAAGAAAAGAUGAAAGCAAUGGAAGAAGAAGUUCUCAUUAAAAAUGGAGAAAUAAAAAUUUUGCGGGACUCACUGCAUCAGACAGAAUCCAUUCUAGAGGAACAGAGAAGAUCACAUUUCCUCCUUGAACAAGAGAAAACUCAAGCACUCAGUGACAAAGAAAAGGAAUUUUCCAAAAAGCUCCAGUCAUUGCAGUCUGAACUCCAAUUUAAAGAUGCAGAGAUGAAUGAAUUAAGGACAAAGCUUCAAAGCAGUGAACGAGCAAAUAAGUUGGCCGCCCCCUCCAUUCUCCAUGCCAGUCCUAGGAAAAGCCCUUCUGUGGCUCUAAAGCCGGAAGCAUGUUCUCCACAAUUCGGAAAGCCAUCAUUCCCUACAAAGGAGUCUUUUAGUGCUAACAUGUCCCUUCCCCACCUCUUCCAGACAGAACCAGGAUGCAAGGCCCUGGUGGGCAGAGAGGAGAAUAAGAGCCACAAUCUGGGAGGUGACCCCAUUAAGCAAGAAGACUCACAGAAAAGUCUUGUUGACAGCUUGAUGCAGAGAUCAGACACUCAAGGUUCCAUUUUGAUAAACCUUCUCCUGAAGCAGCCUUUGAUACCAGGGUCGUCCCUAGGUCUGUGCCACCUCGUGAGCAGUUGUUCUGAGGCCCCUGCCAGCACCCUACUGCAGCCACUGGCAUACGGCAGUACCUUGACUGGGAUUCCAAGCCUGAGGACCACAGGUUCUCGCGAUGGGCCAUUUCCCCACUUGGCCCUCAGAGAAGCUCAGAACCUGGCACUCACUGGAUUGAACCUGGUUGCCAGGGACAAAGGCUCAUGUGAGGGAGACCCCGCAGAGGGAGGCAGAAGGGCCUUCCCACUCUGCCAGCUCCCCGGGGCCGUGCAUCUCCUCCCCCUGGUACAGUUCUUCAUCGCCUUACACUGCCAGGCUCUGCAAAAUCUGGUGGCAGUCAGGAGAAGUGGAGCGCCUGCAGACUCACCGACGAGCUCCUCCUGCAUGAGCGCUGGGGGAGAGGCCAGCCUCGAGGACUCACUGUGCAACCUGGAAGGCUUCUCUGUGGCUUCACUUACUGUUCUUCAGCACCUGGUGUGCCACAGCGGGGCGGUCGUCCACCUAUUAUUGUCAGAUGCAGGGGUGGAUUCUGCCACUAGGGAAGGAAAUCCGAGUCUGGUUCACAGACAAGAUCACGAGGAUGUGUCAUCAGUCCCCAAGGGGCUUACCGAAGACCAAGGCCAGCAUCCGCUACUGAAGAUGCUUCUUCAACUGUUGACUUUCUCCUCUGGAGCAACAGGUCACCUUCAAGCCAGUGUCCUGAGCCAGUGUCUUAAGAUUUUGGUGAAAUUAGCAGAAAACACUUCCUUUGAUUUCCUGCCCAGGUAUAACAUAGCAUGGGAAAUGCGGUGUCUGCGGGACACAGUGUUGCUGCUGCACAGCCUCUCCCAGAAGGACAAGCUCUUCACUGUGCACUGUGUAGAGGUCCUGCAUCAGUAUGACCAGGUGAUGCCAGGGGUCAGCAUGCUGAUUCGAGGGCUUCCUGAUGUGACAGACUGUGAAGAGGCAGCCCUGGAUGACCUUUGUGCUGCUGAAACAGAUGUGGAAGACCCCGAGAUGGACUGUAGCUGAGGCCAGUGAGCACAGAGCCACAUGAUGGCACCAGAACCACGACUUUCCUCACCACAUCAGCUGAUUAAAAGCAGUGAAGGGCUGUCUGAGAACACGCCA